This is a messenger RNA of Pelobates cultripes (western spadefoot toad), 32452 nucleotides long. Lineage: Eukaryota; Metazoa; Chordata; Amphibia; Anura; Pelobatidae. The record is from the annotation of a GenBank genome assembly.
CUCGCCUUCCAUUUCCCUAUUUGCCCUGCCGUGCAGCCACUUCCGGGGACUGCAUUUCCCGGCCUGCCCCGCGGGCUCUGUACGUUGAGUUAAUCUAGGCGGCCGUCUGGUGGCGCUGUACUCGGUGUCAGUCCGUCUGCCUGGCUGUUUUUCCCGGUUGCUUGGUGGUACCAUGGCCGCCGCUGCCGCCGGGGUUGUGUUUCCCAAGCUGGGGUCCGGUUGCCGCCGGCCGGAGAACAUGGUGACGCGGGUUCGGCGGGGGCAGCUGACCGGGAGCGGCCUCACCCGAGGGUCCCAGGUAGGGCAGCAGGCCUGUGCUGGAGAGAUAAUAGCAGGCCCCGGGGGGGAAACCGGGGGAGAGGGGGGGGCAAUAUCAUCAGUGACACACUGUGUACAUAGAGCCCAGCUUUAUAUUAUUAUUAUUAUAUCAUCAGUGACACACUGUGUACAUAGAGCCCAGCUUUAUAUUAUUAUUAUUAUAUCAUCAGUGACACACUGUGUACAUAGAGCCCAGCUUUAUAUUAUUAUUAUUAUAUCAUCAGUGACACACUGUGUACAUAGAGCCCAGCUUUAUUAUUAUUAUUAUUAUAUCAUCAGUGACACACUGUGUACAUAGAGCCCAGCUUAUAUUAUUAUUAUUAUUAUAUCAUCAGUGACACACUGUGUACAUAGAGCCCAGCUUUAUAUUAUUAUUAUUAUUAUUAUAUCAGUGACACACUGUGUACAUAGAGCCCAGCUUUAUAUUAUUAUUAUUAUAUCAGUGACACACUGUGUACAUAGAGCCCAGCUUUAUAUUAUUAUUAUUAUAUCAGUGACACACUGUGUACAUAGAGCCCAGCUUUAUAUUAUUAUUAUUAUUAUAUCAUCAGUGACACACUGUGUACAUAGAGCCCAGCUUUAUAUUAUUAUUAUUAUUAUAUCAGUGGCACACUGUGUACAUAGAGCCCAGCUUUAUAUUAUUAUUAUUAUUAUAUCAUCAGUGACACACUGUAUACAUAGAGCCCAGCUUUAUAUUAUUAUUAUUAUUAUUAUUAUAUCAUCAGUGACACACUGUGUACAUAGAGCCCAGCUUUAUAUUAUUAUUAUUAUAUCAGUGACACACUGUGUACAUAGAGCCCAGCUUUAUAUUAUUAUUAUUAUAUCAGUGACACACUGUGUACAUAGAGCCCAGCUUUAUAUUAUUAUUAUUAUUAUAUCAUCAGUGACACACUGUGUACAUAGAGCCCAGCUUUAUAUUAUUAUUAUUAUUAUAUCAGUGGCACACUGUGUACAUAGAGCCCAGCUUUAUAUUAUUAUUAUUAUAUCAUCAGUGACACACUGUGUACAUAGAGCCCAGCUUUAUAUUAUUAUUAUUAUUAUUAUUAUUAUUAUUAUUAUAUCAGUGACACACUGUGUACAUAGAGCCCAGCUUUAUAUUAUUAUUAUUAUUAUUAUUAUUAUUAUUAUAUCAGUGACACACUGUGUACAUAGAGCCUAGCUUUAUAUUAUUAUUAUUAUUAUUAUUAUUAUUAUAUCAUCAGUGACACACUGUGUACAUAGAGCCCAGCUUUAUAUUAUUAUUAUUAUUAUUAUUAUUAUUAUUAUUAUAUCAUCAGUGACACACUGUGUACAUAGAGCCCAGCUUUAUAUUAUUAUUAUUAUUAUUAUUAUUAUUAUAUCAUCAGUGACACACUGUGUACAUAGAGCCUAGCUUUAUAUUAUUAUUAUUAUUAUUAUUAUUAUUAUAUCAUCAGUGACACACUGUGUACAUAGAGCCUAGCUUUGCAUCAUAUUAUUAUUAUUAUUAUUAUUAUUAGUGUUAUAUCAUCAGUGACACACUGUGUACAUAGAGCCCAGCUUUACAUAUUAUUAUUAUUAUUAUUAUUAUUAUUAUAUCAGUGACACACUGUGUACAUAGUGCCCAGCUUUGCAUCAUAUUAUUAUUAUUAUUAUUAGUGUUAUAUCAUCAGUGACACACUGUGUACAUAGAGCAUAGCUUUACAUCAUCAUUAUUAUUAGUGUUAUAUUAUCAAUGACACACUGUGACUGUGUAUAUAGAGCCUAACUUUACAUCAUCAUUAUUAUUAUUAUUGUCAUUUAUGUAGCGCCAACAGAUUCCAUAGCGCUUUACAAUAUUAUUAGGGGGGGGGCUGUCAUGGUUUGUCAGUAAGCAGGGACCUUCCUGACACACUCAGCCGGUAAGUAGUUACAUCAUGUACCUGUCCCCAAGCAACCUUCCUGAUGGGGUGACUUGGGGGGGGGGCAGGGGGGUGUUGUCACAUCCAGCAUUUCUAGAGAGCACCCACAAACCUCAUGUUGAUGGGAGUCACAGGAAAAGCGUUGCCCUGUAGUAUGUAGAAGGUUAUAAUAUUAUUAUUAUUAUUAUUUAUUGCCAUUUAUAUAGUGCCAACAGACUCCGUAGCGCUUUACAAUAUUAUUAGAGGGGGGGUCUGUCAUGGUCUGUCAGUAAGCAGGGACUUACCUGACACACUCAGCAGGUAAGUAGUCACUUCAUGUACCUGUCCCCAAGCAGACUUCCUGAUGGGAUGACUUGUUGGGGAGGGUUGGUGGUGGGAUGCUGUCACAUCCAGCAUUUCACCAUUACACCAUAACAACUUCAUUUAGAGAAACUGCAAUGUUUCUAUUGCAGGGUUAAGCACCUGUAGUGGCUGUCUUCCUGAUGGCCAGAAGAGGUGCCACACCUGUGAGAACGAAGUCAGAUUUAAUUCUCAAACAAGUGCUGCCCAUCGAGAGCAUCUCAGCUGGAAAGGCAGAGCAACUGCGUAGGGGACACUAUAGCAUGUCCUGUAAAUCAGUAGAUUCUUUUCAAUUAUCCAGCCACCGUCUUGCUAACCAUGACAUUCAGACCUGCUAGUAGCUGGAAAAGAUAUUUUUUUUCUUGCACACCCAUGCUGUCCACAACAACACCCCCUGUUCUAUAAAAAUCUUUGCCUUCUAUGCUAAUUAAAUUAUGCAGAAUAGUGUGUAUCCGGAUAUUGAAUCCAUGCUGUCCAGGUGUAUAUUGGGCACUGCCUCAUCUGCAGAGCAAGAUAAUGAUUCUCCCUUUUUAGAAUAUAAUACUAAAUGGUCCUAAAGUUCAGGUAAAGACUGACUGUAAGACCCAUUCAGGUAGACCUGCAAUAAUGUCCUUUCUAUCGUUAUUGGACAUAAGAAACACAUAACAUCACUUUGGUAGUCCACUAACUUUAAAAGGAAAGAUUAAUAAUGGGUAAAUGCAAACUAUAAGCACCCUGACCACUUCGUCUUAUUGACGUGGUCUGGGUAAGGUGCACUGUCCAGUUUCUGAGAGUUUACAUUGCAGGGCUGAGUCCACCUUUAGUGGCUGUCUUCCAGACAACCAAUAGAGUCGCUUCCUAGCAGAAUUUAAUUCCGUGAAACAACAUUGAACAUCCAAUUCGACAUGCUUUGCAUGAGGAUGUCUAACUUCUUAAAAUCACCAUAGGAAAGCAUUGGUUCAGUGCUUUCCUAUGGGGAAGCUUUAAUGUGCAGUCAGUUCCAUUGCAUAAAUCUUUCAAUUAGCAGAGCAUAACGUCAUCUUUUUGGCAUUUUUGUUAUUUUAUAUAUAUGUGUGUGUGUGUAUGUAUAUACAUACACACACACAUACUCUCUAAUUUCUACAGAUAGUAAACAUAUUGUAGUACUUAGGAGUAGGUGUGCUCCUGUGUGUAGAGUUAGUGUUUGUAUAUCAUUUUAGCAUUUUAAUACAGGAAAGUGUUUGUAUGUAUUUUUUUGCGUGCAAAGGUGUGUAGUAUUGGUGUUUGAGUGUUUGUAUAUAAUUUUGGAGUUAGAGUUCAGGGGUCUCUUUUUAUGUCAUGUUUGUGUUUGCAGAUGUGUGUGAUGUGUUGGUGUUUAAUUGCUGGGAUGUCUGUACAUAUACAGACUUACACAUUAACAAACAGAAACACAUACACAGUCAUAUACACACACCUUGACACAGAUACACUGGCACAUACAAACACAGAUAUAAACAGACUUGACACACAGAUGUGUGUGUGCGCGCGCUCGUGCACAGAUACACAUACUGAUAGAUACACACACUGACACAUGUUUAUAUUUGCUGUUCACUUACCUUUUUUUCUUCAUGAGGGUGACUUCCUUCAGUGCUGCUAGCUGAGGAUGGUGUGCCAAAUUGGCACUCCCCGCUGCUCCCUCUCUGCCUGGGAGUAAGUGCUGUCACUUCCUCCCAGCAUCCCAUAAAACAGGGGGUCCGGUCGCAGCCUUAGACAGCCGCAGCGCCUGAUCUUACCCAUGUUUAGCGAUACCCAUCGUGUGGCCCUAAGUGCUUGGGCCACCCGACGGGGAAAUUGCUGCGGAACACCAAUUGGGAAACGAUGCCCCAUCCGCAUGGUCAGAUGUCACAGGAGGAGGAGAUCUUACCAGCACUGAGGAAGCCUCAGCAAUUGAAUUAAGGCAAGUAAAAAAAGUCUUUUUUUCUUUUUCUUUUUUUUUUCUUCUUUUUUUGCCCUUUUAUCAAAAGGGGGAAGAGAGACCCAGAGAAAUAGGGAAUGGAACACUAUAGUGUUAGGAAUACAUGUUUGUGUUCCUUUAACUGUUAGCCACUGUUGUAGAGCACUUUCCUUGGAUUUCAUCAAAUGGUAUGGAACACCACUUUCUCUUAAAGGAGCACUAUAGUGUUUGGAAUACAAAAAUGUACAUACAAUUAUUUUUAAAGUACAUAACAUUGUGUAAAUAGUGUAUUAUCCAGCUACUUUCAUGAUGGCAUGUGUUUCUAAAAGUGUGUAUGUAGACUUUCAUUUAUUUAUUAUUUUAACUUAAUUUCUCUUAUAAAUAUUUUUACGUUUAGAUCUUUUUCUUUCUUUUUUUUUUUUUUCUAAAAUAUAAAAUUGUCAAUAAUAAAACUAAAUAUUUUAAAGAUGCAGUUAACCUCAGCAAUUAUCUCCAUGGUUAUAUGAAUCACAGAAUAAUGGAGUAGAACAUAGAAUGGGACAGAGCUAGUCACUAUGUAGCAUUUGUAGUUAAGCUUGGACAGAUUUUGUUCACCUUGCAACCAACUUGUGUCUACUUAUAUAUCUAAAGCAGAUGGGAGAGUUAUUUUUUUUAUUUUUUUUGAUCAUGUUGCAGUGGGCAAGAAGUUUUCAAAACAUUUUUAUAUCUGUAUGAAAAACUCCAGAAUAAGUUUUUAACAUUCACCAUUGAUAUUCUUGUAAUUCUACAUUCGUUCAAAAUAUUAAAUAACCCUCCUAUCAUAGUGUCGCUAUUACAGGACACUAACAAUAAUCUUUUUAGAGUUAUUUUGGAAACCUUAUUGAUGAAAGGAAAAGUGACUCACCCUUUCCUAAACGUAAUUUCAACGCUCUUUAUUUAUGGGGGUUUUUUUCAUCAUUUUUGCCUUCUACCUUCAUCUUCAAAGAAUGGUUUUUUGUUUGUUUGUUUUUUUUUUGCAAACUGACGAAGAGCCCAGUCUGUUUAGAAUGCACACUUCUUACACAGUGUUAUCCAUGGACAUUGUAAAAUAUCAGGAAAGGGUUCUUUUAUGUCAGUCAUAUUUUAACAGUGUCAAAGAGGGUGUAGUGUAAUGUCAUCCUCUAUGCAAAUGAACAUGUGGUCAUUUUAACUGACUGAGAUAUUUAGGGUGUGUCUGAACUAUUGAUAGUCCGAUACAAUAACCUAUUUAUUGCAAUAAUAAAACACACAGAGUAGUUUUGAGGUCACGACUAAUAUCAGUAUCCAGUUUAAAGGAUCAGUCUCCAGUUCUAAUUGAAUCAAGUCGGAUUGGUUGAGAGUCUGUCUGUUGUUUUCUGUGGCAUUCAGGAAGUUGAAUUGCAGGUUGAGAUAGCAUUAAUCAUAAACUAUAGCUUGAUGGUUUUAUAAUAAAAAUAUACUUAAAGGACCAAUCUAGGCACCCGGACCACUUCAGCUUAAUGAAGUGGUCUGGGUGCCAGGUCCCUCUAGGAUUAACCCUUUUUUUUUUUUUUUUAAUUUUUUUUUAUAAACAUAGCAGUUUUCAGAGAAACUGCUAUGUUUAUAAAUGGGUUAAUCCAGCCUCUAAAUCCUCUAGUGGCUGUCUCAUUGACAGCCGCUAGAGGCGCUUGCAUGAAAAUUGCUUGCAUGAAAAUCACAGUGAGGAGACGCAAGCGUCCAUAGGAAAGCAUCGUAAAUGCUUUCCUAUGAGACAGACUGAAUGCGUGUGCAGCUCUUGCCACGCAUGCGCAUUCAGCCGAAGAGGAGGAGAGCUCCCCAUCCGGCGCUGGAAAAAAGGUAAGUUUAACCCCUUUACUUGCCAUCCAGCCUGGCGGGAGGGGGACCCUGAGGUCACCCUCAGGGCACUAUAGUGCCAGGAAAAUGAGUGUUUUCCUGGCACUAUAGUGGUCCUUUAAAUACCUUCGUAAUAGAGAGAUAAAUAAAUGCAGUGGCUUCACAAGGUUUGCUCACAUCAUUUUUCAUCCCGUGAUGCAUAGCCUGCUGCUGCUAAAUACUUGUUUGGUAGGCUAGCAGGGAUAUUCACAAAUGUGAAAACACUGGAAAAAUGGAAUUGUGUACAUUAUGAAAUUCACUGUUUCCUGCGAGUCUUACAUUACUAAAAUAACCUUUCCUAAAUAUUGCCAGAUUAAUUUUAUGUGAUUUGGAGAUUACAGUUGCACAUAUUGGUUGGGAAACCUCUAUAACCAAUCCAGCAGGAAUCAGGAUCUGACAAUGACAUGUUUACUGUCUAAAGGGGCAUGACUCCCCUUCAUAUCUUGGAAACAUAUCUGCUCUUUUUAUACGUCCGCGAACCAGUCAGAGAUGGUGGACAGCACAUGUGUUAACGACAGACUCCUGUAUCGCUCUCUGUUAUCCUCCCUCUCAUUGGUAAUAAUUUACAAACUUUUUGUGUUGCAGCCCUGUUUUUUACAUAAUACAGAUUAAGGAACAGCGCACUCAUAAAAUUCAUUUCUAAAUUCAUAAAGGCUACUUAAAAUCUCCUUUUCUAGAAAACUAAUUUGGGUAUUCAGUUGUGCCAUAUUGUGUUAAGCUCACCUCUACUUUACAGUACCCUAAUAUCGGUUUGUCCUACAGUAAUUUCAGCAUGGGAGACAUUAAAUAAUGCCAGUGCUAAAUAAGCUGAAGUAUAUUGAAAUAAUCUGUUUGUAAGAGGAAUAUAAUUGCAAAAUUUGUGAUAAAUGCAAUAAAAAAAAAAAAAAUUCAGCAUCAAAACUAAACAAUUAAAGUGAUAGUGCUUUUAUGUGUAUAUACUCACAAUGCAAAUUAUAUAUCUGCUCAAUGAAAAUUGUAAUUGAAGUGACAUUACUGACAGCCCGGUUUUAUGACAUGAUCGUGAACCACCAGGAUCCUUUUCUGUAAAUCUCCUGUUUUCACUUCAUCAUGACUCAUUGUUUAAUAAAGAACCACAAGAUUGUGUGACCAAAUGGGAUCAUUGUUUAACAAUAAAAUGGGCUAUUUAGAAACCGCAUUUAACCUACUGUCAGCCUAUUUCACUAAUGUCCCGCCAUUAGUGAUCACGCCUGCUUUGCUGCAGAUUGACUUAGUGAUAUGUCUAUAUUUAUAUAUAAAUUAAUCAAUAAUAUCCAAGCAUUACUCUCUGCUGAAAUCAUCUGAUAUUUAGUUUGGUGCAGCUGAAUUUAUAAGUAAUAUUUUUAUUCUUAAUAGGGGAACAAUAUAAAUGGAUGAUGUCACAAUGCUGUGAAGUAAAAUGCUUGUGGUUGUAGGCACAGCCCUUCCUGCUCUCUGCCCGUGACCGUGUUGUUUCUCAUUAUCAUGCUUUUUGAGGCCGAGGAGUGAAACUACCUUGAGAAGGAAAGUUUCACUUUAUAUUUUAACUUUUAGUCUGUCUUGCACUUUGUACUGUAGUUUAAACUAUGAUGACCUCUAAAGCAGACUUGUCACUUGUGUGUUAUUUAUUUAUUUAUUUAUUUUUACUUUUCACUUCAUGAAAGAUAGUAAAAUAAAAGGUAACUUAAAGGAACAAUAAAGGGUUAGGAACAGAAACAUGUAUUCCUGACCCUAUAGUGUUAAAAAAAGAAAAGUGAAAUCUUAUUCCAGUCUGCUGCUGGCUCUGCCCCUGAUCUGCCUGCUUGGCUGAUAUCAUCAGAUGUGUUGAUCUGAGCCAAUUACAAUGCUUUCCCAUAAGAAAGCAUUGGAUCAUUGAAUCCAUGCAUCUCUAUGAGGAAAGUUCAGUGGCACUGAAUGUCAGUGCUGCACUGCCCCAGUGGAAGUGUCCCUAAUCUGUAAUGUAAACACUGCUGUUUUUCUGAAAAAAGUAUUUACUGCAAAAAGUAGUAGGCUGAUUAUACUCGCCAGGACAAAUACAAUAAGCUGUAGUUGUUCUGGUGGCUAUAGUAUAAGAUCUAUUGCCAUUGAUUCUUUUCAUAACCCCUGUAUAUCUUAUGCUUUAUUGUAUUCUUGUACAUGCUGCAUGGAAAAUCACUCAAAGUAUCUGGUAGUGGUUGGAUUUGUUUCCAAUGUAUUUUAAAAUGAGCAAAUUAUUUCUGGGUCAAGUGAAACUAUUUCUCGUUUCAGUCUUUAUGAAUACUGUGUACAUAGUCCUAAACACGAAUACUGUUUUUUUCCGUUUUGUUCAGUUUUUUUGCUGGAAGAAAAAUCACUGUGCAUCCUGCAUUAAUGUAUGUCCUAGGCACAAGUGAAGCAGGUCUGCAUGGGUUUCCAUGUAGGGGCCUAUCCAAGCUGAAUGCUUAAAGGAACACUGUAGGCACCAUAAAAACUUUAACAUUGAAAUGAUUAUGGUGCCUGAAGUCUGUGGGCACCGGUUCCCGCAUUACUACUAAACGUUUUACUCAGAUUUUAGCAGAGAUUCUCUAUUCCCGGCAGCCUGGAGUGAGCCUGGAGCUAUGCUUCCGCCUCGCAACAUACCAAUUCAUUUCAAGAAUUAGGAAAGUGAUUCCAUGAAAUAGAUACAUAUCCACAAUAGAUUACAUCUGCCUCUGGGGGUAUCUGUUAAGAUACACAUAAAAUGGUGCAAUUUGUAUGAUUUUCGAACCCUGCAAAACAGAUGCAUUUAAAAUUCCUAUUUACAUAACUGGAAAAUUUCAGUUCCGAUAGGUGAGUUUAGAGUGCUAAUUAUCGGGUUGUUUUUUUUUGUUUGUUUUUUUGUGAUGUCCUCACAAGCACAAGUCAGCAUGCUAGCCUAACAUACAGGAUUAAAGUGAAAGUCACUAUAUUUGUAGUCUCGUGCUCAGAAUAAAAAUAAUCACAAACUACAGAACAUGCACUGUAGCUGCUGUGAAUGAGAACCUUUUGCAGCAGGGUUCUCUUGCUCUUGCCUGUGUGUCAGUUCUAGAAAAAGUCCUGUAUACUGAUAAUGGAUUGAUGAAGAAUGAACACCGUUUCUUUCUGAUUUUACAUUUCUGCUAACUCAAAAUAAGGCUAAAAAUAAACUAAUAAUAAACAAACAUGCACAAAGACCCUGAAGCUGCAAAGCUAAGACAGGCUACUUCAUCAUCACCAGAAAGAGGCUCAACUAUCAGGAUCUUUUCAUUCUGGUUUAAGUGUUCUGAUCUUGUCCCAUAAAUCCAAAGCAGCAGAACUUCAUGGAAUCAGUAGUUUAUCCCUUAGUUGUACACACAAGUAAAGGAAACAGAUGCUUAAAGGAACACUGUAGUAUUCGGAGUACAUUAGUGUCCUUCUGCAUUCACCCCCACCAUUACAAUCAAAUAAAGUGUUAACCUGAACUCACCUAAUUUACCAUAGUCUAGCACCAAGGGCCAUUGGCGCUGGCACCGUCUCUCCCAACAUCAACGCAGAGGGAGUACCUAAUGCGCAUGCACGACGAGAGCAUUAGACCUUCCUUAUAGGAAAGCAUUGAGUACAUGCUUUCCAAUGGAGAAUUUGACGACGCCGGUUGUCCUUAUUCACAGCGUGAAAACAUUCAGGAUAGUUUCACAGAGUCAAACGCUGGUGGCUGUCUGAGUUCCUGUAGUGUCCUUUUAAGUUGUAAAAUUUCUCCUUGGCUGUAUCAGAGCCAGGGAGGCUGGCUAACAGUUGUAUCAAUGUUUAGAAAUUGCUGUAAUGUCUCUGCAGAUUUGUUAUGGUGAUUAGACAGAGCCUUUAAUUCACUUUAAAUGGCACAAAGUAAUGCUACGUAGAACUGUUGCACUUAAAGAAGCACUAUAGGGUCAGAAACACAAACAUGUAUUCCUGACUCUAGAGUGUUAAAACCACUAUUUGGCCGCCCUUGUCUCCCUAAAGAUAGUAAAAUCUUACUUGUAUUCAAGUUUGAAGCGGCUGCCUCUGCCUGUGAACUUCCUCUGACGUCAUCAGAAGUGGUGGCCUGAUCCAAUCACAGUGCUUCCCCAUAGGAUUGGCUGAGACUGACAAGGAGUCAGAUCAGGGGCAGAGCCAGCACAAUUCAAACACAGCCCUGGCCAAUCAGCAUCUCCUCAUAGAGAUGAAUUGAAUCAAUUAAUCUCUGAGGAAAGUUCAGUGUCUGCAUGCAGAGGGAGGAGAUACUGAAUGUUUGGAUGCAUUUUAUACAGCCACGACCCAGGAAGGAUCUCUAAAAGCCAUCUGAGAAGUGGCCAGUGAAGUUCUCACUAGGCUGUAUUGUAAACACUGCAUUUUCUCUGAAAAGACUGUGUUUACAGCAAAAAGCCUGAAGAUAAUGAUUCUACUCACCAGAUAAGCUGUAGUUGUUCUGGUGACAAUAUUGUCCCUUUAAAGGAACACUAUAGGGUCAGGAAGACAAGCGUGUGUACCUGACCCUAUAGUGUUAAAAACACAUGUAGGGUCCCUUCCCUGCUUUCCCCUUACCCCCUACCCCCCUUUAAUUAAUAAGAAACCUUUUAUUUCCAGCGCCAAGUGGGUCAACGGCACUGGCCCUGCUCUCAGUCAGCCUCCUUGGAUGACAUCACCAGAAUUGAUCAUCUCAUCCAAUCACAAUGCUUUGCCAUAGGAAAGCAUUGAUUGGCUUAUUUCAGGUAAGGAGGCGAGAUGGAGCCACACACCUCCCUAGCCAAUCAGCAUCUCCUCAUAGAGAUGUAUUGAGUCUCUGCAUGGAGACACUGAACUGCAGUGCUGCACAGUAUGCAGGACUGACCCAGGAAACACCUCUAGUAUCCAUCUGAGAAGUGGAUGUUCCUAGGCUGUAAUGUAAAAAAUUUGUAAGUUGCAUUCAGAGAAAUGGCAGUGUUUACAUCAAAAGGCCUGCAGGGCAGGCUAUAGACACCAGAACAACUACAUUAAGCUGUAGUUGUUCUGGUGACUAUAGUGCCCCUUUUAAGUUACAUAUAGAUCUUGUAUUAGUAAGUUUUCCAAAUUGCAGGUGGGCAUAGAUCGACAAGAUUUAAUUUCUCUUUGCUCAAUGCUUGCCUUCUUGUUGGGAUGGAUUGUAUGAUAGAUGACCUUUUUGAAUACAUAAUAAUCAGUUUGUGUAAGCUUUAACAGCCCGUGUUAUUCUACUCCAUUGCUCAGUGUAAACAGGCUGGUAAAGCUCAAAACUGUCCUGGAUUCACUCACACUCUCACCAUUAUUCUUGUUGCAGAUUGCAGAGGAGUUUCUUUUGGAAAGGGACAAGCAGGCAAAAUGGAAUAGCAUCCCCUUCCUUCUACGCAGACUUUACUGUGAUAGUCACCCCAACAGUGACUUCGCCCACUGUCACAGCAUCUUAAAGGUAAACACCCUGAGCCACUCAUUCGAUCCUUUACAUUAUCGUUUUGUGUCUUUUGUCUGGUCGUCAGAUCUGGAUACUGUACUUUAGCCAGAAUUACAGUGUUUAUCUUGUGUGAAUUAAACUAUUAACAUGAAGCCCAGUAAUGGAAUCUUUAUUCUGAGCAGGAAAUCUCUCCACUACUGUCAAUGGAAGCCAUGGCAAUUGUGACUGAUGACAAGAAAACAAGCACGGAGCUGCCAUUUCCCAACACAUACACCUUUGAUUUGUUUGGAGGAGUGGAUGUAAGUAAAUACCUGUUUUGCGCCAUAUGCUACACUGCCUCCUUUAUCUUGUGCAUGUUUGAGAGUGGAUGGUUUACUGCCAGUACAGUGGAGUCCUCGUUAUAAAACAAGGAACGUUUUAAGAAGGUGAUCCUAUAAAUAAAAGGUCGAUAUUUAGGAAGGUCUGUGUUUGUUUUUUGGUUUGUUUUUUAAGAUCAUAUUAAUCAAUAUCAUUUAGAAAGUGUCAUUGUAGGUAGUGGUCUUAGGGUGUGAACCAGAGUUCAGAUGAAAGAGAUAAUAGACAACGAAAGAAAGGAUAAGGUGAUAGGGGAAGAGGUGGAGGACCGGGUACAGUAAUAAGUAAAUGAGUGGUGUAGGUGAAUUAUUUUAUAAUUAAUGGAUCACUGUGCUAAUUCUACAAUGGUAUUUGGGUCUAAACAAAAAGUUAAGAACCACUAGUUUGGAUAAUGUCCUGUGUUCACCAAGAAAUUUGUCCCUGUAGCAAGUACACAACCAAGAAACUGCCCCUUAUCAACAUUCAAUGCAAUCACAUAAAUUCUAUGGAACUCUGCAAACCUGACGCUUACAUUCUGAUAUUACAGAUUGCUUAUAUACUUCUUUAACCCUUUAUUUAUUUAUUUUUCUCCUUAGCUUCUGGUGGAGAUCCUAAUGAGGCCGAGCCUUUUUCCACAGAAAAAGAAACAAAAAAGUAAGUGGAAAUCCAUUCAGAUGGUGGUGUUGGUAAUUGUGGGUUUUUUAUUCUUUGUUCAGUCAGCAUUUCAACUUAUUGGAUAACAUUUCAACAUGACUAUCCUAAAUGUUAAUUUUUGUUAAAUCUGAUUUGCUGCAUAUACAUUUUAUAAAGAUGUUAAUCUUUCCAAUUUUAUUUAAAAGCAGUAUAAAAGCAUUUGUUUUUACAUAUUUUUAAUCAAAAAACUAUGCUCAUCUCUGAACUUCCUUCAUGAACCAGGAAGUGAGUGAGCACAUCUUCCUGAUGUGAUUAUGUGAUGGUGGUUUCCAAAGUUAGUAACACUUUGUUUAUUUUUUUGUUUUUGUUUUUUGUUUUUGCUGAAUCAAUAGAGGAAGCCCUGAUUAGCAGUGUUAAUUUUGUAGAGUAACUAUAGUCUACUAACAUUUUUGAGAUUUAGUCAACUAAAACUAAAAUGGGUUUUUAGUCCAAAGACUAUGACUAAAUUGAAAUUUGCCUCCAAAAUUAGCACUGCACAGAGGGCAUGUGGAAGGGGCAAAAGAGACAGACCAGGGCUUGGGAGAGAGGCACCUAGAGGGGCUGGGGAAGAGGCAAAAAAGACAGAGGCUUUAACUAAGUUUUACUUGUGUCUACUAAAAUCUGCUGGAGAUUUAGUCGACUAAAACCAGAGUAAAACUAAAACAAUUCAGAUCACUAAAAUUAAAAUGGCUUUUUUUUAGUCAAAAGACUAUGACUAAAAUUAACACUGCUGGUUCGGUUACCUGUAUGAAUUUCAUUAAAAUUCAGAAUUGCUUGAGUGAUAGCAUUGCUACAUGAUCAGAGUAGACUGCGUAAAGCCCCUGUGUGUGCCUCUGGAGCUGGUGGUAAAACUGCCGCUGUAUUUGUCAAUUAUUGUCCUAAAGUUUUCAGUUUCUUUGCCAGUUCUUCACAAUUACCAAAUCCAGUGAUUAAAUGCUAAACAAACUAGUUACUGUCUUCAUGUCUUUUCCUUGACUCUAUACAUUAUCACAACAGUCAUUUUCCCCCUUUAUUAUAUAUUAAUGUGAUAUUUUCUCUCUUCCAGUUAGUGACGAUUUGAUCAAGGAAUGCCUGAGUAUCCUGUACAAUACAUGCAUAUGUGUAAGACCUUAUAUUUAUUUUAGACCACACAGAAACAAAAAUGUUUUCCAACUUCAGUGACGUUUUAGCUCUAAAUCUAAAAGGCAACAAAGGGAACAUAAGCUUAGCUGAGGCACUAGCUACCUCCAUACCCGAUUCUUCUUCUUUUUACAGCAUUUUGUCACAAAGCAACUUAAACAUUGACAUAAACUAUUUUUAUAGUCCCCAAAUAAAAGGUGUGCACAUGUAUAGUGAAUGUGCAAAAUAAUAGAGGUACCACUAAGUGGUAUAUUGCACAAUUCUUUGAGAAGGAAAUCAUCCACUUUUUCGAGUAGUGAAGAAGGUGAAGGUUUACCAUCCACCGCCCUCCAAUUUAACGCCAUACUGGUUUUCCUGAAAUGACGUCUGUUAGAAAUGUGUAUGGGUACACGAUUGUCUUGUAUUCUAGGAACAUCAUGAAAGAUUAGUGUACGCACCUGAGAUUACACCUGGUCCAAUGCAAUGGCUUUAUAUUCCUUGGCCAUUAUCUAACGGAACAGACCAGUUAUUGGCCUUGGGUUGAAAACCUCUCGUGACUUUUUCUUAACAUAAUCAUGUACGGAUUGUCUGUCUGAUGCGAGUAGAUUUACACCAGUGACUCAAUGCAGGUUCUAGGUGGUCAUGCAAGAUAACUGUGUUUAAAAGCAGGAACGUUUGCAGAAGAGUAGUUACAAAGCAGGCCAGUACAUACAAAAUAAAUAAAUGUUUAACUCUCGGCUUUGUUAAGAUUAUAUAAUGUUUUACAGCGGAUUUUUUUAUUUGAAAUAUUUCUGCAGACUGAAGGCGUCACUAAGCGGCUAGCCGAACGAAAUGACUUUGUGCUUUUCCUGUUUACGUUGAUGACAAACAAAAAGACCUUUCUCCAAACGGCAACUCUCAUUGAGGAUAUCCUAGGCGUCAAAAAGGUUUCCUAUUGUUUUAUUCUUCAAGUGGGACAAGUGCAUGGUACUAUUAUAAGGGUGUAUCUGUCCACAGAUCAUUGUAUACAGUAUUGCUCAUUCUAUUGGUCCUCUGUAACAAAAAUUGGCAAAAAGUGCCAUACGUAUAUAAAUUUAUAUAAGAACAUAUUUCAAUCGAUUUUAAUUUUAAUGGUGCUAGGUGGAUUUAAAAGUACAAUUUAAGCCGCAAGGUGCAUAUCAGUAGUAUACAAUAUGCUCCUAUAUAAUCGCUACUCCCUCCCGCCUCCCCUUAUGGCCAAGUGGGGAAGGCGAUGGAGACUAAUACCAACAUAUAAAUGCUCACCCUCAGCAAAUAUGCAGGAAGCUUCCUUCAAGGUACUGACCCAAUGGUACUGCACACCACAACCGCUUCAUGCUCAGUUGCCAGAAAUCUCCGAGAUCUGCUGGAGAUAUGGUCAGGAGACGGGAGACAUGUCGAGUAGUACAGGCAUUCUGGGAAAGCGUAUCGAGGCAAUCAACAUCAAAGGACUCUGCUCAGAUGACCCCGGUGGAUAAUUUUCUCAACCAUUUCCUAGUGACUUUUAAACAUAUCCAAUGAUCAGUCAUUCUGAGGCUCUUGACGGUAGCUAAAACUAUGAUUUUGAGAACAUGGAAAUCGCCAGUGACCCCAUCGUUUUGGGCAUGGGUUGAGGAGGUCACAGUCGGAGGACAUAGAGGCCAAGGCAAGGAACACACAUGGGUUCAACACCCACCACUAGAUUGAGAGCCUAAUUGCUUCAGAAAAGUAAUUUUUAGUUUUAAUACGGUAAAUCCCCGACAUACCAUCUGCCUGGGAUUCUACACUCCCUUAACACUGGCACAAAACCAAGUUGGGAACGCUGAAUCGUUGAAGGGAACCAGGGAUGCAACUCUUUAUAAUCGAUUUUUAACAAACAGACAUAAGAGUCGGUUAUUGUCAGAGGAAGAAUAAACUGGAUGGAAUGGGGAUGCCACAACAUUUUCUAUCCUAAUAUUCUACAAUCGUACAUCUAAAUGUCACACAUAGGGGAUGGUGUUUGCUGACCCUGAAUUACAGCUAUCUCAAAGAAAUGUAAACUCAUAAAAGUGAGUUUCUCUUGGAAUUAUCUCUUUGUAAAGUGAGGAAAAACCCCUGAAGCAGGUCAUCAAGUUGAAGUUCUUUUAGGGGUGUUUUGAGUGUUCUUUUAAAAUGAUGAUAACAUUUGGUAACAUUACUGUUGAGCUGCUCACCUAUUGACUUGUUUUUGUCUUUCCUACAAAUCAAAUCUAUAAACGUGUGUUUUUGACGAAGUCAUUUGUGUACUCCUAAAUAUGUAGUGUUUGUUAUAACACUACUUGCACACACUAUCACGUGUUUUGUACAAUACACUGUGGCAUCUAUGUGGCAUCAGCAUGAAUGUAGUCUAGAAGAGAACGUUCAUCCUUGUGUCUUUUUUAUUUAUUUAUUUAUUUUUUAUUUAUUUUUUAACUUUUUCUUGUCUUAUAAUGCACACUACUUUCAUUCAGUGACAGCAUUAUAACUCCGACUACCUUGUUUAGCAAACAGGCUUAUCUCUAAUCUUCUAGCUGCUUAAUAAACCCAUUAACUGUUCUUCCUUCUGCUUACAGGAAAUGAUCCAGCUGGAGGACAUACCCAACCUUGACAGUUUGGUGUACAGUUUUGAUCAGCAGCAACUGGCAAACUUCUGCAGAAUCCUCUCGGUCACUAUAUCUGAACUAGACACAGGAAAUGAUGACAAGUAUACUCUCCUAGCCAAAGAUGCACAGCAGAAGAAAAUCCCAAACCCCUCCAGAGCAGAAAUAAAUCAAGGUGAGGAUCUUAUUUUUGCUUCUUUCCCCCCAAGGUUUUAAGUUCAUGGGAUUUUAAAGGCCAGCGCUUGGGUCUUGAGGUACGCUUUAGUAAGUUUUCUUGCUUUCUGUCUAGCAGGUAUACUCUGGUACAAGCUCAAUGCUCCCAGCCUUUAUACUUCUUAACUUUUGCUGCCAUGCUGCUAUUUCCUGAGAGCUGUCACUUGUAGCUUUCAUCAGGAGUGUAUCAUCACGAACUGUCCAAGUAGUGACAUUUCAUGACAGUAUGUCCAGCUCUGUGUCACUUGUAUACUUGUUGAGUCUACUAAAGCACACUGGCUUCACGCAGGAUAAAGAAAAUAUAUUGGACUGUCUCACACUGGAGUUGCGGUAAAUUGAAAGCUUUAUUAGUGUACACCGGCACCAAGCAUGUAACAUUUAAGUACAGAGGCCUUAGUUAUGAAUAAAAUCCCCACACCCUCCACCAAACCGUAAUGUCUCAUAGAUUAGACAAUCACAUUCCAAAAACAUGUGACACCCUAUCACAUGAUAUUGCUAAAUGACAAAAGUAAACAUUGUGAAGCUGUACUUAAUAUACUAUGCACUAUUGUUUGCUUCCAUUAAGAAAACUCUACAGGCCCAAACUGAAUGCACUGGUGAGGCAGUAAUGUCUAGAUUUAACCAUUGACAUGAUGGAACUUAUGUGUCUUUUGUUACUUUGCAACAGACGGUUAACCAAAUCUUUUAUCAUCUUCCACGAUCCAUCCAGUCCUUCCUAACAUGUGGCAGGCAAUGGAGUGUGUAACUCUCCAUGUGGCACAAACACUGCAUGAUCUUUGAGAUCUAAAACAUAGGAGUAAAUAGUCCUUAAAAAGUUGCCAUUACCUCCUUUUCUGAGAGGCCUGGCUUAAUACUGUAGAACAUGUUUGGGUGUUAUGGUAAAUUGAUUUAGGUCAUAUUGGUGCACGUGAAUAUAAAAAAAAAAAAAGCAAGUCUGCUUUUAUUUUAUUGCCUGGACAACUCGCCGCAAAAUAUUUCCAAACCAGUGGCUUGUGAAUAAAUAAUCUUCCUCUGCUGAAUGCUUAUCCACAUACUGAUUUCUUGACUCUGCAUCUCACAGCUACCCUGUUAAAUAUCCCGGGAUUUAUUGAACGGUUGUGCAAGCUGGCCACAAGAAAAGUUUCAGAAUCCACCGGCACGACUAGCUUCCUGCAAGAGCUUGAAGAGUGGUACACGUGGCUAGACAAUGCAUUGGUUCUAGAUGCUUUGAUGCGCGUGGCUCAUGAAGAAACAGAACAGAGUGGUACAGGUAAUGCCAUGUUCCUUUUGUGAUCUUUGAUUUUUAAUUUUGUAACAUUUCAGCAGAAUUAUCAUUCCACAAACAACACUACUAGUUGAAAAAGUCCAUCUAGUCCAACCUUGAAACUCUCACGGUCUUCCUUGUUUUCUUUGUGGUUUCUGGAAUGGUGCUAUAAAUUUCAUGCCUCGAAUCCUCUGCUGUAAUAACUGGAGUCGCUAGUUGUGCAGAUUUUACAGAGCAAUGCGUCCCAUGAGGCUUGUGAUCUCUGCUUUCCUGUCAUUUUCCUUCACUCUGAUUGGUUAAAAUCCAUUUUACUUUAUUAUUUUUUUUGCCACGGUAUCAUAUGCCCAUAUUGAAUUGUAUUUAUUCCUGGUCACAACUCCCGUUCAGCGCUGCUUAGACCACUAGUGAUGCUGGACAUCUGUAAAAAGCUGUUUCAAUCACAGGGUGAAACUGAUUAACAUUUUUAAGUCCAAAAUAGUAGAUCCUCUCUCCCCUCUCUCUCUCUCUCUCUCUCUCUCUCCCUCUCUCUCUCUCUCUCUCUCUCUCUCUCUUCUCUCUCUCUCUCUCUCUCCCCCCUCUCCGCAUUAAAAAAUAAGUUGAUUUUAUGGUCUGCUAAAACUUUGUAGUAAUGUUAUAUCCCUAUCCUAGAAUCUUCAGAUGAAAACAGUCUUGCAAAUGCUUCCUCCAGGACCCAGUUGCCUCAAUCCAUGAAGAUUAUGCAUGAGAUCAUGUACAAAGUGGAGGUUCUCUACGUGCUGUGCGUUUUGCUAAUGGGACGGCAGAGAAAUCAGGUCAUUUGAAAAAAAAUUACUUUUGUGAACUAUACUCUGAAAGCUUUAAGCCACUUCAUAACAUUAUGAUUCCUGAGCUUUAUUUUUUUAAAAAAAUUUUAUAGUUUUUUUUUUUAAAACUCCUUAAGGACACAUGACGUGUGACAUGUCAGGAUUCCCUUUUAUUCCAGAAGUUUGGUCCUUAAGGGGUUAAACAACCUAAUUGCUGCAUCCAAUUAUAUGUCCCACUUCUACUUAUUUGCUCUGAUAUUUACAUCCUACUAUCUUUCUUUUCCUUAUAAAAUUAGCAGUCAUAAUCUGUAAAAAUAUCAGUUCCAUCAGCUAGGUUUGACUAAAUUACAGGGGAUGAUUAUUUACACAAAUAUUACAUAGCCCAGACAGGUUGCUCGUAUCCUACACAGCACUCCGUGAGACCGUUUUGACAAUGUAGUAUAUGAAAAAAUUUGCCUAUGAUUAAAAUGGCAGAUUAAUGUGUUUCACGUGCACACUCCAUUAUAAAUCUCACUCCUUAACACAGACCGCCCAUGUGCCUUCCUUCUUACAUUAUAUGGGUGCAUUGGUUAUCUAUAUCAUAGAAUUUACACAUGCACACACUCACUUAUUUCCUGAUUUAGAUCCAUGUUGGCACAAUUAUGGAGAAGUCAGAAAACCAGUGGGGACGUAGGAGGGAGAGGGGGAGCAAAGUAUAUUCAUGAGAUUGGGGUAGGGAGAGAUGUAAUUAAGAUUCAUGGGUUUGGGGGAAGAUUUUCUUAAAUUUUCCCAGUAGUAUACUUGGGAGCCAGGCGUUACGUUAUCAAGUGGAUACUUCAAUUCCUGCUGAUCUGACAGAGCUUCAAACCAAUAACUUUGUGCCUUUCAUUUCCUGUUUAUUACAGGUACACAAAAUGAUAGCUGAAUUUAAAUUGAUCCCAGGUCUGAAUAACCUCUUUGACAAGCUAAUCUGGAGGAAGCAUUCACCGUCUAAUCUAGUUCUCCAUGGACACAAUCAGAACUGUGAUUGCAGCCCGGUGAGUGGCGGAGGCUUUACGUGGCUAUUAACUAAAGUGAGAAUUCAAAGUCCGUCUCAAAUUGAAAGCAUAGCAAAACUGAUUUGUUUUCCAGCUUGGUUAUUUUGAUUUUAAAUUUGAAAUUCACUUUGAAUUCACAUUGAAUUCUUUCACCAUCACGAGUGCUAAUAUCACUGUAGAAAAUGGAACCGUAUCAUAAUUUGAAUUGCAAAAUAGUUCAUUAACCGGUAGCCUGUUUGUUUACUUGAGAUAUAUUUCAUGCUCCACUGCUUGGACUUUUCUUACUUCCAAGGUUGCUGGGAUAAAGCCAUCAUACUGUUGAUCACACUCGUGAUGUGAUUGGUACUAUGUGUCAUAUACUCACCACAUGCUGUGCCCAAAUGCAGUCUUAUUCAUUUCCACCUGUAGCCAAAACCAUUUUUUCUUUAAUGUUUUGUUUUUUUAAGAAAUAAAAUUAAAGUGGCAAAGUAACGAUUAUAGCUUGUCUAAGUGGAUAUACUGUGUAGAGACCAUGAACACCAUUCCCCAGUUUAAUAUGAAACAUUUUAAGAGCUGUUUGAUGUAAACGGAACCAGUUUUAUCCAAGUUGACAUUGAUGAUACAGAAGUAUUAAUUCCGAAUAAUUGUUGGGGCAGUUGCUUGACACGAGUAAGACCCUGUGUGUGUGUAUGUUGUUGUUGUUAUUAUUAUAUAUUGAACUUUUCUUAAACUAUUUGAGAUUAACCUGGGAGGCUGUGCAAAGUUACUGUAGGAAAGCAAACUGCAGUGAUUAUGUUACUAAGAGUGCCGGUUUAAAACAGAAUAGCUGUACUGUCAUUUAGAAUGUCUUACCAGCAAAGUGGACUUAAGGCGGUGACCUAAUUAUAGUCAUUUAGCAACAGGAUGUUAAAAAUGAACAUCCUUCUCCUACCAGUUUGCUGUGAUGUCUAAUGCUUAAAAUUACUUAUGGGAUCAUCCUCUAAACGCGAAGUUGUCACCCAGCCUGAAUUAUUUAGGCUGAUACUCCUAUAAUAAAAGUAUAAUAUAACUUGUAUAUUGGUUUUAUAUGUAAAAUAAUUCUGUUUAAUGACUGAUAGCACAAACUAUAGGUCGUUCUAAAAGUAAACUUAAUGAUGUUAAAAUCUAUGCAGGUGCAAAUCAUUAUUUUAAUUUUAUCUAUUAAAGGAUAUUUCAUUGAAGAUACAGUUUUUAAGACUACUUCAAAGCUUUAGUGAUCACCACGAGUAAGUAAUGUGGUUUUUUUUGUGGGGGUUGGGGGUUUCUUUGUCACAAUUUUCUGAAAGUAUGUUUAGAGAAAAUUCUAAUUCUUUCCUAGGUGGCAGUACGUAAUAUUUAAUUAAACGUAGCUUAAGGUCUCCUACAGUUUUUGGGAUGCCUCUCCAGAUUAUACAUUAAAAUGUACAGCACGGCUUGUAAAUUAUAUUUACCAUACAAUACCCCCCUUUUUAUUUUUUAAUUUUUCAUUGUGCUGUGUCAGAUAUUUAAAAGAGAACAGUCUGGCUUCUGUCCUGUUCACUACAUUACUGCAAAAUCCCUUUUCCCAUGAUGCAUAGCGCAUCUCAAUUAAGUCUCUUAAGGUUCAUCAUAAUGUAUGUAUUUCGUAUUUUUUUUUUUUUUUUAAAUGUGAAGUGGUAAUUUUCCUCCAGUCCUGGUCAGAUCUUGCUCUGAUCUCUCCUCACCUUUCACAGCCAUAUCAAAAUGUGUUAUGGGAGGGCAGCACUGACCCACAGAGUGCACAAUAACCUGCUUCUCCCUCCAAAUUGAUCUAUAUACACACAAUAAACAUUUUUUUUUAUUUUUUUUCCAGCACAUCCUUUUCAGCUCAGUGUUUGUUUAUCAAAGUGUAAAAAUCAGCAAUGUUUUAACUGUGGCCUUUGUUAAUCUUGACAAAGACCACAGUUGUGGUGGAAACAUUGCUCCUUAUUACACUAAAAACACUUUUUAAUAAAAUGACAGAGCUGGAACCUUGUUUUAUUUUAUUAUUACAGCUCAGUAAGUCUUGAUAGAAUAAUUGUGUUCAAUGGAAGCACUUCAUAUAUCACAAACCCUUUUCGUAGGUUGUGGUGUAGUACUGGCAGUCGGUCAUGUUGACUAUUAUUUCGGCAUACACUAGGAUUUUAUAGAACUCAUUCAUUUUUAUUUUAUUUUUCCUGUAUGCAUUAGUGAUACCCUCUAUUAAUAUAAUAAUUUUCUUAUUUUUUAGAAACAAAUAUCUCCUCCUAAACAGUCAGGAACUGAAUGAGCUGAGUGUGAUUUCCCUUAAAGCCAAUAUCCCAGAUGUAGAAGCGGUGUUGAACACAGACCGGUAGGUAACACUAUAUGCUCACAACGGUUACUGCGUUUUCCUAGAUCUGCACAAAUAUAAUCUGACUGCUGGAUAUGUUAUAUUUUAUAGUCUUUGCGUUGUACAGCACAUAACUCUCCCUAAUAAUGCAUUAUAUCAUUAUGAUCUCCCACCAACAUUGGGCACUGUAAUGUGACCUCCAAGCAAAGCACCAAUCACAGUGCAGAGAUUGUGGCCGCUACCAUAGUCUCCUGUGAAGACACCAUGUCUACAAUCUUAUCUAUACACUGUGCUUUUGCUAAAAAGUUAUUUCUGUGCUAUUUUUCCUGAUUUCAUUAGCCUUUGCUGCUGUUAUCUAAUUGGUAUCAUUGUAAAGUCCACUUUCCUGGCUAUUCCCAGUGUUUGCAUUGCAGGAGGGGGUUUGCAGAGGCAAAUAAUUGGUUAUGGUAAUUGCCAUAAUUGUUUAUAGAGACUUUGUGUACUGCUGCUAUUAUUUUUCGGUUUUGAAGAUUUAGUUGCCAACAUUGUUGUACUACGUGGCAUCAGUUUACAGCCCUGUUUCAACCUUUCUUCAGUGUCUAUUUAACUUGCUUAAGAUCUCCAUUAAUUGCAGGAGCUUGGUCUGCGAUGGGAAGAAAGGCUUGUUAACAAGGUUACUGCAGGUCAUGAAGAAAGAGCCAGCAGAAUCGUCAUUCAGGUGAGGGCAGCAUCCUGGUUUUUAUAUCAAUUCAAGAGAUUUGUCUGAGAAACAUGAAAAACAUGAAAUGUAUUUAUUUAUUUUUAAAUACAAUUGUGUUUUUGCCUAAAGAUAAAUUUCCCAUUGAUAUCUAUUGUUGAUGGGCUAUUUGUUGAUCAAUUGUACCGAUGCAAAUUUGUUAACUUUGCUAAAAUAAAUAUGUGUCUCUAUAUUAUAUAUAUAUAAUGUAAAAAUCUUACCUGCCAUCACAAUGUAUGAGUGAUUUUCUUUUUACUGGAAGUGAAUGCCUUAAGCUCACAGACUAGUUCACUGGUUUUAUACAUUAAGGAGUAAUAACUUUAGAUAUCUCUUGUAUGCAUUUGAAAGCAUUAUAUGGUGAAGAUCUUGACUGUUGAUGUCUGUAUAGGUUCUGGCAAGCACGGGCUGUUGAAAGCUUCCUUCGAGGAGUUACAUCCUAUGCUGACCAGAUGUUUCUUCUCAAAAGAGGACUUCUAGAGGUAAGCUUUGCAGAUGAGCAUAUUAUGGUUGACAUGAACAUACAGUUCCUCCAGUGAAGUGUUGGCUGGUGUGUGCGUUUUGUUUUGUUGUGUUUUUACAGAAAUUAUGUCCUAAUGUUCUUUCAGUCUCUGGGAUGAUUUGAUGAUGAAUUAUUCUUCAAGACCUCUCUCUUGUUGUUGCAGCACAUCCUAUACUGCAUUGUGGAUAGUGAGUGUAAGUCACGCGACGUCCUUCAAAGUUAUUUUGACCUUCUUGGUGAACUAAUGAAAUUCAACAUUGACGCUUUUAAGAGAUUUAACAAAUACAUCCAUAAUGAUGAAAAGGUAAGUAGUCUAGAAAUUUCAAUGUAGUGUUAUCCUAAUUGGGUUUAGGUCUUGGAUCUUGCAAAAUGCUGUAAUGAAAGUGUCUGUCUGUCUUUCUAUAUAAACACACAGAUUGCAAAAUAACUUAAGUAAAAUCUCAAGGAUUGGAGAUGGAGACGUAACCCAAAAUUAUACAAGUGGAUUUCAAAUUUAAGACCAAAAUAGCAUCACAGAUUUGUCAGGAUGUCACAGUGUCCAUUCAUGGACAUGUUAAAUGCCUUAAUGGAUGUUAUUGAAGGGCUUCUGAAAACAAUUAUUUUAAUCAAAUAAGCUGGGCAUCAUGGAGAUGGCUGUACAGGGAUGUUACAGCAUGGUCAAACCAAUUUUAGAUGUACUAAUUUCCAAUGGUCCUACAUUGCUAGGCAAUCUGCAUUACAUUUAUUUAGUAAUUUUAUGUAAAUGAGGGCCUUCUUGCAACUGGCUAGAUUAGAUUACUGGGAAAUGGCAACAAAUAGCCCUGGGUAUGUGUGCAUAUGAAAUGAUUAUCUUUAUAUGUUGGAGGUUUUGUUUGGGGGGUGGAGGUUUUUUUUUAUCAACUCUAGAUGACAGUCUUGGUGCUUAAAAGUAAAAAGGUGCACAAUAUGGAGUUUAACAGUGAAGCUCAAACACCUUGAGUGGUAUCCCCUAAACCACAUCUACAAGAUACAUAGAAAAACAUACAUACAUAAGGUGGAGCUUCUUGAAUACACGUUAAGAAGAUAUCUGCAACAAUAAUAAUAUAAAACACAAAUAGUGCAAUAUUGCUAUAGCAAAUAUAGUCUUAUAGAAAGAAGUAUAUGGUAUCAUAUACGGGAGCACUGGAAGACCAUUACUGCUUCAAAGAAUUGUAGAAUCUUGGUUUCCAGCUGAAUUGAGAGGAAAAGAAAGGAUUGGGCAUCCUGGAAUAGUCCACAAGCAUUUACCAUCUGAGUCAUAUGUGGUUUAUGACUCUAGACUUGUGAGUCUUGGUGCUUAGUCUCCCAUGAAACUGCAUUGCUUAAUUAUCUUAUACUGAACAAUUUUUAAAAAUCAACAAUCGGGUUUUUCCCUCUACUAGUCUUUUAAAUAGUAUCAACAUUUUUAAGCAACUGUUGUAACGUUUCUUGGUUUCCUUUUUGUCUGUUAGUUUCAGAUUUUUUUGAACCAGAUCAACAGCUCGUUGGUGGACUCGAACAUGCUUGUGAGAUGUAUUGCUCUAUCCUUAGACAAAUUUGAGAAUCAAUCGGAGGAAAUUAAAGGUGAGAAUACUCUUCAUAAAUGGAUGGGUGCAGUGAUGAAGUAUGUACUACUUUGGGUGCUUAUAAAAUGUUUUAUGAUCUUAAAUGCCCUUACAAGAUGUGCUGUUGCAGACAGAGUUUGUCAUAAAAAAUAAGUCAUUUGCAUACAGUGUUUUGCGAAUUUCUUGACCUAUUAUAAGCCAGUUUAAAUGGAUUCAGAGACAUGAGGCUCAUUGAAUCUUAACCUAAAGACUGCAUUGCUAAUUAUUACAUUUGUCCUUUUUAAUGAUGCUUGUGAAAAAUGAAACUGGCAAAAAAUAUAUGUUAAGAAAAUAUAUAGUACUUCAAUGCCUGUCUUUGUCUGUGGAUUGUAACCACAUGAAUAAAUUCCGCUACUACUUGAAAAUACUUUGCAACAAUGACAAUUGGAUUUUCCGCUUGGAAACCGCAGGUGUUUUUUAAGACAAGAUUUUAGGCAUUUUAAUACAUAAUAAUGUGUGUGUGGUUAUCAGAAUAUACCAUAUACAUGAACAGCAACUAAAACUGGAGCUAUCACAAAUCUCAACGUUGAAUAGACGUUGUGUAAGUAGACAUCAACAUCUGCUAAUGCAGGGCCCGACAAAUCCUAGGUAUUUGUGAGUCCGUUCAGCUCCCGAGAUGACAGCUGAAGCAGGCAGGCAACCAGCCGGCUCAUGGGGAGCUGACUCAGUAUGGUGGCGAGGAAGCGGUCAUCUCCCUACUAUGCUCUGCUCCCUUGCACGCCCUCCAGUGAUGCUGGAAGCCAGGUUAUUACAUCACCCGGGCUCACUAAACAGCGUGAGCUGUCUGAAAAGUCUAAAUUUUUGACGUUGAGAAACCUGGCUCCUAUUUUUUUUUUAUUUUUUUUUAUUUUAGCUGGCUCUCAGAUUACAAGCAAAUUUGUCCAGCCCUGUGGUAAUGUUGCUUUUAGGCAUUUGACAAUGAGGUUUAUUGUAAGUCAUAGUAAAUAACAAGGAAUAACAUUUCUUAGUAGACUGGCCGAACAGUUGGCUACUAUUACAUGCCUGGAGGGACACACACUACAGGGUGAACUUCUACUUUCCUGGGCUGAAUUUUUACUUGCAAAUGGGUAGUGGGGGUGAAUGCAAAUUUGGAGCCCCAUAACUAACAUAUCCUUCUUAAUCUCAGUUGCAGAAGUGCUGUCUGAAUGUCGGUUGCUCUCUUAUAUGACUCAGGGGUCUAUCAGAAUGUCCUUCCUUUUCCGGUUAAUUAACAUAAUACACGUGCAGACUUUAACACAGGUAAGAGGUGUAUGCCACAUUCAAGUGCCAGACUUCUGUGAAGGGCUGGGUUACCCAAAAGAAAACUAGAACAGCUGUUGGGAUACUGGACACUAGUCCUUGCAUAUCUCCUGCUUUAUCAAAGAAUAUACAAUUAUGGGCCUCCGCUUGCUGUGAUUUGAGUGAGGAACUUUAAAUGCUUUCCUGUGUAGUCUCUCUGCAUCGCUUCCUCGUUUUGGUGAAAGAAGACUAUGAUUAGUUUGUCGUCUGUCUUGGCAGACGUUUUCUUCUGAUACAAGCAAAUGGCAGUACUGGCUUGGAAGAGGUCCCAACAGCUGAUAACUAGUAUAUAUCUUAACUAACAUUCUUUGUUUGUGUGGAGUGGGAGUUUCCUUAAUCUUGUGGAGGUCCUUUGUGAUCUCUGUAAGAGGACUUGCGAUGAAUGGUGUUUAUUUUUUCUCCUGGAGCCUUUUAGAGAUAAAAAAAAAAAAAAAGUGAGAACGGAGUGCUAUAGGGGGCCCUGAGUUAGUAUUCUAUCUACUGAACCAUUAUGCAUUUUAAAAGUAAAGUAUAAAAUGCCUUGACAACUUCGGAUCUUUUUGAUGGGUUGUUCAAAAGGUAUAUACCUAUAUAUUAUUACAACUUUCAUGAUGUAUAUCCUUCUGACUUCACCAUAGCAGAGGCCCUCAAAACCAUUCUCUGCAAUCAAAUUCAUAGCGAAGCUGCCCCACCCUGGACUCCUGCUGUGUAAUUAAACGGCCACCAUAAAUGUUUCCAACUUCUCUUGCUUAUUUGAUUUGUAUUUCACUUUCCUAGGAGAAUGUAAGCUGUUUGAACACGACUCUGGUCAUUCUGAUGCUGGCAAGGAGGAAAGGCAGGUUGCCAUACUUCCUGCAGACCAUUCGGAACAUGGAAUGCGUGGAGAAAUAUCCAGGGUUCAUCUUGAACAACUUUCACAGCCUUCUUCGCUUCUGGCAGCAGCAUUACCUCAACAAGGACAAAGACAGUACCUGUUUAGAAAAUGUGAGUGCAGUUUUUUUCCAAAUUGUCCCAUACAGCAUCAUGUACCUUCAUCUUUGCUCCUGCACUGUUCCUACUUCUUCCUAUCAGGACUAUAAAUCUACAACAACUUUGAUUGGUCAAACUUAAUGGCUGCAUUCUAACAGACAAGUACAAGGGUGAAUGCCGAGUUUACCAGAGGGGUUUACCACGCUGGAGUAGUAAAGGUGUUGUGUAAUUGUACAUGCAGUAUGUUGGCAUUAUUCCCACACACAUACAUUACUUUUACAGUCUGUGGGCAUUUAACAGAAACUGCAUUCUGAGAAAUGCCAUUAGGUUUCCGACAUGCACAUAAGCAAAAUAUGUGAGCAUUUGCCACAGUUCUGUGCGAUGAAAAAUCUGCUCAUAUAUUUAUUUUAUACAAGAGAUUGCCAUUUAAGCCAAUGUCUAUUAAUGCACCCUUGGCUUUGCUUUGUUUUUACUGAAACUAACCUGAAGGAGUUAAAACCAUUAUUCAUUUGUGGUAUCAUAUUAUAAGUAUUCCCCCCCCCCCACUUUAACACCCUCAUGACAGGCUUCAUAACCUUUGUCAUAAAAGUUACAUAUUUUCAUUUCUUGACUGUAUUGGCAUUUUAUAAUGAAUCAACACAUAUUUAAUAAUAAAUGAAUGACCUUUUUGUAUGCUCUGUUGAUUUAUGUAACAUUUUCACUUUGCAGACAUACAGACAAUAUACUUUCUGUUGUGUCAGUGACAUCCUCCCUAUACUGGGAUGCUAGAAUAAAAUCCUGAGACCAUGGGGGGGGGGGAUGAUCCACUUAAAGUAUUCUACUUGUUACAGAAAUGUAUUCAAGACACACUUAAACGCACUCUGUUGUCUUUCAGUUAUUAAUGUUUUUUUAUUUAUUUUUUACAUUCUUUUCAGAGUUCGUGCAUUAAUUUCAGCUACUGGAAAGAGACUGUAUCCAUACUUUUAAAUCCCGACAGGACAUCUCCCUGUGCCAUAGUAAGCUACAUCGAUGAGGCUUAUAUGGAUGUGGACAGAGAUUUUCCGGAAGACUAAUCCCACGAAGGACAUUUUCUAGCUCUGUAUGGACAAAUCCUUCAAACGGAUAUAGAGCGGGUAUUCAGGGAUUUGGGGAGAGCGUGUGUUCUGCUUGUGCUGGAAUACUGGAUGCACACAGCCAACAAACUAGACUUUCAUCCAGCAUCAGGCGUUGGGCACUACGCACCCCCUUUUAAACGAAGUCUGUGCAAUACAUUCAGGGACGAAACAGUCAACUGAUUUUAAAAAAGAAAAAAAUUCAGAACACAACAAUAAAUUGUUAAUUUUAACCCCUCAUUUUCUUCUGGACAAGCUAGUUAAUUUAACUUUAUUUUUUAAAAUACAUUUUAUCUGUAGAAAGUCAAAAACAAAAUAUACAGCUGUCCUAACAUAUGUAUUAUUUACAUGCAACUGUCACAUGCCACCAUUUUUAGUUUAUAAAUAAUUGCAGAUUGGCGUUAUUUAAAGGAACACUCCAAGCACCAUAAUCACUGUAGCGUUGGAGUAAGUCCGCCAGGCACUCACUGCUGUCUCACCUGCUGCCAGGAGCUACUUCAAGGUAAUUCACUCUCAGCCAAUGCAUGAUGAGUCUUCACUCAGUGACAGAAGCUUCCUGCAGCAGGGUAGGGGGCUGCUAUCACUUGGUGGAACCAAGGUAAGUUGUCAUACAAUUCUUAAACGGUUUGACUACUUAAUUUGUGAAGGUGCCAGGCCACCCCUGGUACCAUAACCACUAUAGCAGGCUGUAGUAGUUAUGGUGCUUGGAGAGUUCCUUUAAAGAAGAUGCUUCAUUGUGUUUUAACACUCUGGUUCUUAGCCUCUUGACUUGGUCAUGUAAACCUAAAACCUGAUACUUUUACUGUACUUAUACAAAAAGAAAAUGUGGCCUCUUUUUAUUGAGUUGAUACUGUAAUUAAAUUAAACUAUAUGUUUGUAUUUCUUUUAAAGUAUGCCUUUACAUUCUGGACAAUUACUUUUGUUUUUUUUUUUGUUUUUAUUUCUCUGCCAAAGGGACAUUGGGUAACAUCCUUUGGUGGAAUUCUGUUACUGCUUUUAAUAUGUUACACUUUAUAUUUUUCAGAAUCAGUAAGCAAACUCCAAACUUCUAGCACUGAAACAAUUUUUUGAUCGACAACCUCCAAGAUUAAAAAAAACCUAGGUUUCCCAGUCCUUAAUCAAGCUUUCUGCCCACCUUUUAUAGAUUGCCUAUAUCAUUUUUAUAUCCAUCGGAAAUUAGGCAGUGGCUUGCAUUUCUGUAUGUUGGUCAUUCAAUACAAAAGUGACAGUAAAACGGUGGUGUCCUCACACCCUAAAACGUAUAUUUCAUUGAAUCUCAUGGUUGACCCAUUGCACUAAUUAACUUAAAUUAUUAUUUUUUAUCCCCCUUUUUUUUUUUUUUAACAAAAGUAAAGGGUAUUUGUCUUAUUAAUAUAAAUAUCAAAAAAACUUUUUUUUCUCAAUUGUACCCCCAAGAUAACGAAGGCUUUCGUUAAAUCACAUUUUAUGGGGCAGUUUAAAGUGAAAUAGCGGGUUUAUUUCACAUUGUGCUUUUAUUUUGGUUUUAUGUGGAUUGUGUGUGUGUUAUAUCACUUUGAAAGUUCAGACUGGCUGUUGGUUUUAACACAUUAUCCACACUUGGUUGGUUGUCCAAGGAAGCUCUGGCUUAUUUAUUGGGACAGUCUGGUAAAUCUAAUUUUGCAUCAGUCCUCUCCCUAUCUGGUUCUACCUUCUAAACUGCAGUAGUCUGCAUACUUGACCGGUUUAGUGAAAGUCAUUUCUGACACCAUGGAGAAAAGGGAAAAUAAAUUGGAUCCUGACAAAUUUAGGUCACAAAUAUAUGUGCUGCCAAGAUUCGCUAUGAUAAUAUACACAACAAAAACAGUUCUACGGUGGUUGUUAUCCUAUGUACAUACCAGUUAACAUUAUUUAUGUGAGAUUAUGGCAAAUAACAUACAGAAAUAUGUAUAAAAUCAACUUGUGUUUGAAUGUGCUUCCUUUUGGAAAGUUAAAGGACCACUAUAGUCACCCAGACCACGUCAGCUCAAUUAUGUCAUCUGGGUGCCAGGUCCCCCAGGUGUUAACCCUGCAGUGAAACUGCUAUGUUUACCUUGCAGGGUUAAUCUAGCCUGUAGUGGCUGUCUUCCUGUCUGCCGCUAGAGGCGCUUCUGCGACGCUCAAUGCGAAAAUCGCACUGACCACGCACAACGUCUAUAGGAAAGUAUUGAGAAAUCAUUUCCUAUGGGCUUUUUAAAUCCCAGUCGGGAGCUGACGUCGGAGGGCGAGGAAAGGUCACCAGCGCUGAGGGAGCCCAGCACUGGAUAAAGGUAAGUGGGAGAGGGGGUCCUGAGGGAGGGGGCCCCUAAGGAUUAUAUAUUGUCACAAAAACAAGUUUGUUUUCCUGACAACUAUAGUGAUCCUUAAAUGUUUGAGUUUUCACACAGAUCUACUUUUCCAUGAUCCAUCCUGUUCUUAAAAGUUGUGGUAUAUUUGGGGUAGUGUGCAUGGAAACAAUAAUAAGGACCUGAGAGUUUGUUUGUGAACUUUGGUUUUUGAAUUGCAGGGAAUCAUGGUGAAAACUAGUUUUGAACACGUCAAACUGAUCCCUUCUUUAAAGGGACAAACAAAAGUUCUCGAAUACUGUAACACUCUGUGUUUAACAAGUGUUUUUUUUUUUAAACCAGCAAAUAAAAUUCCCUAUUAUGUGCAUAUGAAAACAUGGCUCUUUUAAUGCAGAUUUUUAUUUAUUUUUAAAAUAAAGUGAAUGUCAUGUACGUAUUGAAAGGUUUGUCCGCGUAGCAUUACAUACAGAUGCAUAGAAAUGGCUAGCAAACCAAUAAAGAAUAAAUUUAUUUUUUUUCUUUGCCAAUGAUUUUAUUUUAUCUCAGUACUAUUGGUAUAAAGCGAUAAUUAAAAAAAUAAAAAAAAUUGGUUGAAACCACAUUGAUAACAAAGCAUAGCAAAUGCAGUACUGAGUUUGGCAUGCAAUGACAUCACAAAGCCCAGAUACCUGAAUCCCAGAGUAAAAAUCAAUUUGUCAGUUGUAGGUAUAAUUUUUUAAGCUUCCUCAUUAUGUUAAAACCUAUCUAAUAUUUUCUCUUCCUUGCAGGAUUUUGUGCAAGCGUUACAAUAAAAAAAAAAGUUUAUUUUGUCUUAACAUUCUACAAUCAAUCAUAAUUCUGAAUUUUAAAGCAAUUUUUUUUUUUUUUUUUGGUCUAUAUGUUUGCAUUAAUCAUUUGUUGCCCUGGGAAUAUUUUGUUUGAGAGAUAUAUAUCGUUCAUUAAAACCUUUUGUAAAUAAAGAGAUGCUUCUAAUUUAAUGGCUUGAUGAUUUAUUUAUUCAUAGAUAUAUAGUAGAAGGGGUACAGUGUAGAUUUUGGGGGGGCAUGGCGUAAUUCCCUCUAACAGUGCUUAAUUCUAAAAAUACAUGUCCUUUAGAUCAACUGUACAAAGCGUUCUAGACAUAUGUUAUCUGUGUAUAGACAUAUACUUAUUAAAUUCACUAUUUUUGCUCUGUACUACAGCAUUUUGAAUUUAAAAUUAAAUCUGAAUUAAGUAUUAAUACAAUUAUCCACAAAAAAUUUAAGGUGAUUAUAGUCUACCAACCAUGUAGAUACUAAUUUCUACUUGUCCUAUACCUGCACAUGUUCAUUUUGUUGUAUCUUUUGAGGUCACCGUGAUUGAGUGCCAUGCUUUGUGAGGUCACAAUACAUUUUCUGCUCUACUUCAGAAUUAAUCUAAUACAGUACAUAAUGGCACUCAAUGAACUGUUACGGUAAGAUGAUCGUCUAGAAAGCAUGUCAUACGUUUGUGAGUCUUCAAAUGGUAAUAGUUACUAAUUUGAUGAAUACCCUGUGUAUGCUGUCGCGAUGGGAAGGUUUUCACCUGUUAAGGACAAAGAGCGUACAAGUAUUUAAUCUCCAAACCCUUAGUUAUGCCAUCUUUUGUAGGACAUAUUUGGACCUGAAUAUUUAAUAAAAAAAUUAAAGGGUUUGUUUUGAUUCUUGGUGGAAUAAUGGAAGGAGGUUUUAUUUUUGUUUGUUUUUUAUUUUAAAAAAAAAUGUUUUCUCAUCUUUAUUUUAUUUAUAUAGCUCCAGCAGUUUCCAUGGCGCUGUACAAUGGUUAUGAUUUUGUUGUAUUUAGUGUUCAUUGUAAGAUAUAGACCCUUUGUAAUGUUCCUUUUAAAGAAAUGUUUUUUUUAAUAAAUACAAAGGUUCAGACCUAGCUACAGCACAAAUAAAUUACACCAAGGUGUAAAAUCACUCCCCUUAAUGCAAUACACCACAACCCUUUAAUAUUGUGAUUAUGGUUUUUUGCGUAGCGUGUGUGUCUAUAGAUGCUAACAAGCCCAGGUUUGUGUCAGGUCAUUUGAGUAUUUUCAGAACGCCUAGGGCUCUCCCCGCUACUGAAUCGCAGACCAUGUGAUGCGGCUUUGCUAGUAUAAAAGAGAACGUCUGCAUUUUUCCAUCCAUUCUUGAAAGAUUAAUAUGGGCUGGAGGUGUGUUAUUUAUGCAAAGUUGAACUAAUACAGAAGGAUCACUUCCACAAGAAAAGGUGAAGAAACGGGUACCUGUUGUAACAUCUUAUGAUUGGUUAAUUUUUUUGUAAGGCCUUAUUAUUUU